AUGACAGCAGAAUCUAAGGAAGCUGGAGCAAUGAAAUUAUGUCACCACAAACAAGCAAAAUGGUACUGGAAAUCAAAUCCAAAUGCAGCGUCCACUCAUGAAAAAGAAGAAUGGAUGAGCUACUCUGACAUUGAAUCCGAAAUUAUUGAAAAAGCAUUUAAUGACAAACAUAAAACAACAUUGGUCGAAUUAGAUGAUUAUUGGAUUGAUUUAAACAAUUCUAUUGCAAUCAGCAAGCAUGGUUACAAUAAACUAACGCCAAUCAAACGGGUACCGAUUAAUAGCCCUCAAAAUCAGCGUUUGAGAGGAGAAAGGUUCUCUGGACUACCAGAAUCUAUUAAACAUUUCAAUGAGUGGACAAAUGGCGGAUAUUGGUUUAUUAAACAGUGGAAGGAUCAACAAUCACCAGACAUUUCAUAUAGCGAAAUAGUUGAACAAGCAGCAAAUGGAAUAAUUACAGAAGCCCAACUAAUAGAAAAAUCAGAUGAAGCAAAACGUAUGGCCGACCAAUUACUCCAUCGCAAAGGUUAUGAUAAAGUCGAGAUUCAUAAAUGUUCAAUUGAAUUAUAUACAAUGGAAUCAUUCCUCUACAAAUUGGUAAAUAAAACACUUAGAGAUAAUGAUAAGAGUAAACUGAAUACACUUGGUCCAUAUUGCUACCUAUUGUAUCAUUCGUGGUACAUGAUGGAUGACAAAACAAUGGGAAAAGUUUACCGCGGAGCAGAUCUACAACCAGGAGCUGAAGCACUCGCUGAUACACUGAAAGUCAAUCAAAAUCUUACUACUCUCCUUCUUAAUGACAAUCGAAUAGCUGACAAAGGAGCUGAAGCACUCUCUCAUGCAUUGAAAGUCAAUCAAAAUCUUACUACUUUUGUUCUUGGUGGAAAUCGAAUAGCUGACAAAGGAGCUGAAGCACUCGCUCAUGCAUUGAAAGUCAAUCAAAAUCUUACUACUCUUGUUCUUGGCGGAAAUCGAAUAGCUGACAAAGGAGCUAAAGCACUCGCGGAGGCAUUGAAAUUCAAUCAAACUCUUACAACCCUACUUCUUGAUGGCAAUCCGCUAGCUGACAAGGGUGCUAAAGCACUCGCGGAUGCACUGAAAGUCAAUCAAACUCUGACUGAGCUUAACCUUUCUUGUACCCAAAUGUCGCACCAAGGAGCUGAAUCGCUCGCUGAUGCAUUGAAACUCAAUCGAAAUCUUCGUAUUCUUCUUGUUCAUACCAAUGUAAUAGCUGACGAAGGAGCAGAAGCACUCGCUGAUGCAUUGCAAGUCAAUGAAACGCUCACUGAGCUUUAUCUUGGUUGUAACCAUAUUUCGUACCGAGGAGCUGAAGGGUUGGCUCAUGCAUUGAAAGUCAAUGAAAAUCUUAGUACUCUUGGUCUUGGUGGAAAUCGAAUAGCUGACAAAGCAGCUGAAGCACUAGCUAAUGCACUGAAAGUCAAUCGAAAUCUUACUACACUUCUUCUUGAUGGGAAUCGAAUAGGUAACAAAGGAGCUGCAUUACUGGCUGAUGCAUUGAAAGUGUUUCAAUAUCCGGAACCGUGUAGAUUCCGCAUA
Molecule: messenger RNA, 1557 nt
Organism: Rotaria sp. Silwood1
Lineage: Eukaryota; Metazoa; Rotifera; Eurotatoria; Philodinida; Philodinidae
Source: the annotation of a GenBank genome assembly